This is a messenger RNA of Antrostomus carolinensis (chuck-will's-widow), 618 nucleotides long. RefSeq names its product filamin A-interacting protein 1-like. The record is from RefSeq and is a predicted model, not a curated record. Bases 1 to 618 code for a protein of 205 amino acids. NCBI's taxonomy places the organism in Eukaryota, Metazoa, Chordata, Aves, Caprimulgiformes, Caprimulgidae. The transcript has 3 exons.
AUGCGUUCCAGAAGUAACAGCACAGAAAGCCCUACCAGACCAAAACUGAGCCAAAGGCCAAAGGACCACCAUAAAGAAGAGGUUGAUUACAGUGGGAGAGGAAAUGUGCAAAGAAGGCAGAAGGACGAUGCAGCCCAAGCCAGUACCAUCCCAAGAAGCCCUCAGGCAGAGAAAAAACAAAGAAGUUCUUUAAAGAAAAGAGAAGAUCUCUCUCGUGAUGAUUUGUUAUUUCUUCUUAGUGUCCUUGAGGGUGAAUUACAGGCUCAAGAUGAAGUUAUAGGAGUACUUAAGGCUGAAAAAAUUGACUUGGCUUUGCUUGAAGCACGAUAUGGCUUUGUUACUCCCAAGAAGGUGUUAGAGGCCCUCCAGCGAGAUGCUAUUCAAACAAAGGCAGAGCAAUGGCAAGAAGAUAUCUACGAAAAGCCUAUGGGAGAGCUUGAUAAAGUUGUACAGAAACAGAAAGAAACUCACAGACGAAUGCUGGAGCAACUUCUAAUGGUAGAAAAAUCACACAGACAGACACUGUAUGAACUAGAAGAAGAGAAGAGGAAGCACAGCAAAUACAUGGAAAAAAGUGAUGAGUUUACAAACUUACUGGAACAAGACCGUGAAAGGUAA